AUGUCGGGAAACAGCCUUCUUGGCUGUGUGGCUAAUCGGGUGGCGCCGUACCUCUUGGUUGAGCAACGCGAUGACCCUGACGCCUUUCUCCGGCAUCUGCAGCUCGCCUCAGCACAGUUUAUUUCUCGCUUCUCUGGAAGCGAUAACAUCUUGACUCGGUAUACGCUACCAAAGGAACAGAGACAGACGGAAGCUGCAGCAAUUCCCAAAGAGAAAAAUUCAGAAGUGAUAGUCUCAGUUGAAGAGAAGGAGAUUUAUGAGACAUAUCCACUACAGACGGCCCUUUGCUUCGCACCGGGGGAGAAUGAAUCGAGUAACCAGAUGCAUCUCUUUGAGUUGAACAUAUUUCGAGCGCUGUUGCGCCGUCCUCGUCAGGAUUACGCGCACACUAUGUUCUGGAGUGCUCUAAUCGAGAAGCUGGAGGAGAUAGAUUUUUACAAACUCAUGCAGACGAACAUUGCGAGACUCUGGGCGGCGAUCGCAGAGCAGCUACAUGAGCCGGAGGCGUUGAACUGGCUGCGUGUCCUUCAGCUUUCUUGUGAUGUUCUGCUGCUGUUCAGCGAGCACGCUGCGCGCCUUGUGCCCAGUUCGGGCGUGCUUCACGAGCUCACUACUUUGGCACAGACGAUGUGGAUAGACGAUGCCCCUUUGAUACUGCGCCGAUGCGCCGUUUUGAUUUCCGCUUUAUUGGUAAAGUUCUCAUCUUCUCUACCAUUGGAAGUGUUGCGUGCUCAAGGUGCACGGAGCCGUGAUGCACCUCAUCAGUUGGCCGUCCUUGCCAACGUACCCGCGCUGUGUGAAAAGAGUAAAAAUAGUGCCGAAGGACUCCGUAUGGCGCUAGAGAUUGUUUUCACGACAAGUGUGUACUCCAUUCCCAUCGCAGCGUACUUCCGCACUGACGGUGACAUCUCAUCCACGCUGCCCUUUGUGCAGCAGUGUGUUGCCUCUAUUCUCCAUCGCCUGAUCGCAGCGGUGUCAAGCGAAUUCUGGGGAUACUUCUCGCAGGAGUCAUUGCUCUCUCUGGUGGAGGCGUCAGCGACGUACGCCUGCCUGUGGGACUCACUUCCAGCUGGUAUGCACACGCUACAGCGGCAUAUACACAGCCUCCUUGCAGAGAAGAGCAAUGCCUACACAUCUUCGUUGCUUAUGUACUGCACGACCGCCUGCGCAUAUCACUGCCGCCUCAGUGAGCUGGAGGAUGAAAACCCACUCCACGGUGCAGAUGCGCCACGGCCCAUCGUCGACGCUUCACUGGGUGUGGAGAGUGGUGUAGAGGACAAUGGUGCUGUACAUAAUCACGCUACAGGAAACCUCACCGUGACGGCUGAGGGAUCACCAGUGAAGAGGGUUUUUCGUCUGCUGACAGCAGGGUGGAGUUCUUUCCGUGGUGACGACCGGGUACUUGUGCGGAGUGCGCUUGCCCUUCUUCAUGCGCUGCUCUGCAAUUACCCACACGAGCUGAAGGAUUUGGAGCGGUUGAUUGGCCGCGAUGUUCAAUCACUGUUUCGUCACUUUGUCACCACGCUUUUGAAGGAACGUGCCGAGGAUGCAAGCCUUGUCGAAGUUGUGUACCGCAUGAUUGCACAAUUUCACGGGAUGCUUGGCAAUGUUGCUUACGUGGCUUCUAACAUUCUCCUUCCUGACGUAAUGAAGGGUGUGGGUUUACGCCAUGAGACAACUGGGGUAGCACAGCUCCAGCUGCACCUGUACAACGCAUUGCUUCAGGCCUAUGAGGGUGUUUUGCCGCCUAGCAGAAUUGUAGAGGCCAUUAUGCAUAUUCAACCCGGCGCUAUUUCACGUCUUUCGUUGUCUAUGCCAUUUUUCGUUCAAUGGUUAUCGAUUGUGCAGGCGACGCUGUUAGAUGAAGCAUGCCCACUUAGCUCACUGCUAUCCUUUGGGGGGUCGCUAGGUAGGUUGAUUCAUUGUCUCUGCGAGGGAGCCUAUGUUCUUAUGCGGGAACUUCAAGCAGGGAAUGUCAUCCUCUGCGGUGCUCCAGUUGUGCCGCUCUUGGAAGUCGUGAUUCGUAUUCUUUCCGCUGCUGUUCUUGAUGAGGGAUGCCAAGAUGUGUUGGCAACGUGUGUGAUUACGGUACACGGCGAGAGCACCCUCUCUGCAUGCUUCAUGCUGUACUGUUUGCUGUUUUCUGCCAACGCGAAAGCCCCUUUGGUUGAGUCCACAGCGGGACUCUUGACGUACGUGGUGGAGAACUCAAAAGAGAAACUUUUUACCACCAUGCGCUUUCACACCUCUACAGAGAUGAAACGGAACCUAUUGCUUGCUGUGUACCGACGGAUGCAGCCACCGACGAGAUGUGUGCCCGCCACAAACGUUAUACGCUUGGCAUCCCUUCGCUAUCUUCUUCGCUGCGACCCCGCAUCUUUUUUUUUCCUGGUGGUUCCAGAGGAGCUGGAGAAAGUACAAUCGGGUCUGCCGCUCACACGCAUCCUGCGCGACACGGUGAAAUGUCACGAAGCCACAGCGUUGGAGAAGGCAGAAGCUCUUGCGUUGCUGAGAGCCCUCGACGACGUCGCCUUCUCUAUUCCUGAAGUCACAUCCCUGUUGUCGAACACUGAGUGUGGUUCAGCGUACACUCGAGCUGCCUUCACAGCAGCUGUGACGAACUACGUCUGCGGGGCCCUUCUUGGUGAACUUCGUACCGGUUGCAGUGCUUCAGCUAAAUCCCCGGAGCGGGGACCGCACCGCAGCCCUAGCCGGCCACCAACACAUCCUGCAAAGGGCAAGGUGAUUGCAGCGCACCCAGAGGAAAUUCAUGUGAUGAUUGACGAGGGCUGCAAGGCGUUGUCGCAAUGUGUGAAGUCCUGCCAAUCGAUAAAGAAAGAACUUCGGUAUUCCGUCAGCGGUGAGGAAUCGCUUUAUACUACGCAAAGCCAAAGCAAGGAUACGCGUCAGCUGAUCGUUUCGCGGGCACCAAAAAGUGCAUUAUCAACAGUCGUCACUACUCGUCGCUAUGGGGCACUUGCGGUUUCCGAUUUUGCGUGGCAAGAGAAAACGAAAAUCAAACCCCUUUUACUUGGUGAUGGUUUUCUUUUAGAGGAAGGGGAGGGAGAUGUGUACUUAAAUCAAAUGGCAUCUGUUUUGGAGUCGACGAUGCAGCUCACCCUGUCCCUGGAGACAUUGGUGUGGCUGACAUAUGGGGAAAGGGACGCUUACCCUGUCUCAGUCAAGCUUCUAGAGAUGGCGCUUGGUGGUACGCAGAUGGUGGAGCCUACAGCAGCUCCGCUGCGGAGCUUGAUGUGGUCCUGCUUGGACGGUUGGCUUGCACUUGCCCGCGCAGCAACGGCUGUGAUUACGCAAGCCUCCUCCGAUACUAUAAUCUCUCUCUCCACGAGUAAGCUAAAUCCUCUUUUCCAUCGCUUUGUGAAACUGAUGUUGUGCCAUCGUGGGAGCAUUGAAGUUGUUUGUCAGGGAUUGGGCAUCCUGCGGAUGUUUCAACCUUUCGAUGCGGCUGACGAGGCGGCCUUGAUAGAAAUCUUCGAGCUUAUUGCAGAUGUUAUGGAGAAACAUGCCAGCAUGGGACCCUCAAAUGUACUCUUUGAUUUUAUUACAGAGAGUAGCGCUAUUUAUAAUCGGUUGGGCAGUUGCUGUCCUCUGCGUUGCGCAAUCCGUACACUGGAAAGCUUAUGGGCAUAUGCAACUCAUGUGUCGCAUUUAAUUCCAGCUACAGAGCCUGGUUCUUCUUUGUGUGAUAUUUUCGAUCACGUUGUGGAUGCCGUAAAUAAUGUUCUGCUACACUGUGGAGGUGUAUCAAUCUAUUUCUCUCACAAGCAUGUGAUGGCGCUGGCUAAUGCACUCGGACAAUUUACUGGAGCAGCCUCAUACAAUUCUGUAGCGAAUGUGUAUGAGCCACAGGCGUGGCAUCGAGCAUGGCUUUCGGUGCUUGGUCUGUUGCACACGGUGCUGGCCAGCUGUGAUACGGUGGGGCCCAAUCAAACCGAGUGGUUGACAGCCAUUUCCACAUUAGCUACCACAAGCCCACGGUUUCGGGAUGCUGUGUCUGGGUUUAUGCUCUUCAGUACAACGCAGGAGCCAAAACCAUUCUCAUGGGAGCUUCGUGAGAUGCAGGUGUGUAUGUCGAUCAUCGCGUUACUAGCCAGUCUUGGAGUUUCUGUGGCUGCGAUAACUCCGCUCGUGCGACGCUGUUUUUGUCGCAUACGCCGCUUUCAGAUCCAAACCAUGUUGGCACCAGAAGGAGGGAUGGACGAGCGAUCCAUUGAACUCCUACUUGUGACAACCGUUCGCCAUCAGCUUUCCUACCUAAUUCAGCAGCCCCCACCGCCCGUUUUUCUUGAAGAUGACUCUGUCAUUGUCACCAUUGAGCGUUUCCAUACUUCUGUGGGUAGUGCAUCAAUAUCAACCAACGGGUUGCUACAACAACGUCGAGGAGUAGGUGACGAAACAUCACAGCAGGAGGAGCAGUUGUCGUUCGAUUCACUACGUUCCUUUAUUCUGCGCGAACUGAACAUAAUUAGGAAAAGCCAUCGUGACAGCUCUUGCGGUGCGAGCACCACUUUCUCACCGGAACAUACUCCUUCGCUCCACUCCAGUUUUGGCGCCACCAGCGCCGAGAGCCUCGCUGAGGUCGAUCUUCGUGAGGGUGGCUGCCAGUACAUUGGGCCGCACAUUGACAAUGUCCAGCUGGCACUUGGUCUUUUUGUGCGGUACGCCCGGUUUCACUUGAACAUGCGUAGUCUGAACCUUUGGGAGCGUCAGGAGCUCAGUGUGACGCUGGAGAAACUCCUGCAUGCACUGAAUCGAUUGAUUCACGAUGUACGGCGUCUCGAGAACACCAGAUUAACGUGGGUGCUAGAGACGGUGCAGGAGGAUCUGCAGGGCCUCGCGGGGAACCUGCAGGGCUGCUGA
Molecule: messenger RNA, 4881 nt
Organism: Trypanosoma grayi
Lineage: Eukaryota; Euglenozoa; Kinetoplastea; Trypanosomatida; Trypanosomatidae
Exons: 1
Coding region: 1-4881 (1626 amino acids)
Source: RefSeq, a predicted model, not a curated record